UCUAGUUUCUCUCUCUCUCUUUUGCACUAACCAAACUACAAGAAACCAAAUAUUGCUGUCAUUUUUCAUUGCUUUUUCAUUUUUUGUUUUUCCCUCUGAGAAGAAACUAGCUCUGGGUACGGACUGGCUAUUGCUCAGAAACCCUAAUUUUCAGGUCCCAGGCCUCAGAAAGCCUGCUCUGCUUCAAAAUGUGCAUUCAAAGUAUUUUUCUGAAAACCCCAUUAAUGCCCUUCCCUCCCUGCUUCAUUUGAUGCAAUGCUCAUUUCAUCUGUGUGUGUUUUUCUUUCUUUUUGUUUUUUGGUUUUUAGUUUUUCUUUUUGCACACAAAUUUUGACUCCCUGGCACCCUUCACCCCAUCAAACUCACUGUUCUUCUUUCUCUUGCUUUUGCUUUUGUCUUUGACUCUUUUCUUCGGCUCGAUUUCGGGUAUCUGAUUCGCCAUCUUCUAGAAAAAAGUUCCAAGUUCAUUGCUUUCAUCCACCGUCUUUCUGUUAUCUGAUUCCAGUUCCUCCACCUCACUUUUUGACUUGAUCUUGUUUUUGUGUUUUUUUUUCUCUCUUACAAGAGGGAAACGAGUGAGCAAAUCAGGGUUGAGGAACAUAAGAUGUUCGAGUACAAACGAAAGUCAGAAAGUGAGUUAAGUUCAGAAACAAGGAAUUCAUCGAGUCAAAGCUCAAUGAGUAGUGAAAGCUGUAGCAGCUUCAGUCGUCUCUCUUUCGAGCUCCCAACAUCUCGGUCUUCCCCUGAGAACCUGUCUCUCAAACCCCACCGAUCCUCCGACUUCGCUUACUCCGCUAUCCGCUCCGCCACCUUCGCCAGCAAAACCGGCCUCACUUUCCGUGAUUUCAGGCUCCUCCGCCGCAUCGGUUCCGGUGACAUCGGGACCGUCUACCUCUGCCGGCUGGCCAACGCUGAUGAAAAAUGUUAUUACGCGAUGAAGGUGGUGGAUAAGGAAGCGUUGGAGAUGAAGAAGAAAGUUCAACGUGCAGAAAUGGAAAAGAAGAUCUUGAAGAUGCUAGAUCAUCCGUUCUUGCCUACUUUGUACGCUGAGUUUGAAGCUUCUCAUUUCUCCUGCAUAGUGAUGGAGUACUGUUCAGGAGGUGACUUGCACUCACUCAGACAUAAACAGCCUCAAAAGCGCUUCUCUUUGAGCUCUGCAAGGUUCUAUGCAGCUGAAGUUCUGGUAGCUCUGGAGUACCUUCACAUGCUGGGGAUUAUCUACAGAGACCUAAAACCGGAAAAUGUUUUAGUAAGAUCGGACGGUCACAUCAUGCUCUCUGAUUUCGACCUUUCACUUUGCUCGGACGCGAUCCCAGCGGUUGAAUCCCCAUCGUCCUCUCCGGACCCUACGUCUCCGCAGAACCAACCCUGCACUCGUCCGCAACCAACUCGUCUCUCCUGCCUCUUUCGCAGGCUCUUCCGGUCAAAGAAGAUCCAGACGCUAACCCCGAGCAAGCUCUUCUUCGUGGCAGAGCCGGUCGCCGCCCGCUCACGGUCCUUCGUUGGGACGCACGAGUACGUCUCUCCCGAGGUGGCCUCAGGCGGGUCCCAUGGCAACGCCGUUGACUGGUGGGCCCUCGGGAUCUUCAUCUACGAGAUGAUCUACGGGCGUACACCUUUUGCGGCUCCAUCGAACGAGCUUACGCUGCGCAACAUCGUCAAAAGCCCGCUCACUUUCCCAACCCACCCGCCUUCUUCCCUCUCUGAGCACCACGCGCGAGACCUCAUCUCCGGGCUCUUGAACAAGGACCCUAACAGUCGGUUGGGUUCCAAACGGGGAGCCGCCGACGUCAAGACGCACCCUUUUUUCAAAGGACUCAAUUUCGCGCUCAUAAGGUCGCUUACCCCGCCCGAAAUCCCGGGGUUAAGGCGGCAAUCCACGACGACGACGUCGUGUUACCAUCCGAAGAGCGAGGAACGGUCAACCGCAUUUGAUUACUUCUGAGAAAAAAUGAAAAAAGCUCAGCGGCGACGUUUGCGCCACGUGUUCGGUGGGCUUCUGCCAGAUUUUAUCACUGGCGGGGUGACAGAUGUGUAUAUUCGAGCUGUUUGUGUUUUCUAUUCGAUGUUUUUUUUUUUUUAACUUUUGUUUAGGUUGACUUUGUAUGGAAGAUAUGCAUACCUAAUUUACGUAAAUAUAUUAUGGGAAAAAAAUAUUCAACCAAAAAAAAAGAAAUUAAUGGAUUAAUGGGUUUGAUGAGGAA
Theobroma cacao (cacao) is the source of this 2204-nucleotide messenger RNA. It is a transcript of the gene PID, whose product is annotated as Protein kinase superfamily protein. The record is from RefSeq and is a predicted model, not a curated record. Gene Ontology annotation, molecular function: ATP binding; protein kinase activity. Lineage: Eukaryota; Viridiplantae; Streptophyta; Magnoliopsida; Malvales; Malvaceae. Gene Ontology annotation, biological process: protein phosphorylation.